GCUCGCGCCCGCUCGACCCGCGAUGCCGUUGCUCAUCGACGAUGCCAUGGGCGCCUUGAAGGACAAGGGCACGACCUACUCAGAGUUGGACGCGGCCGCCGUGUCCAGCAAGGCGGCGGGGGACAUUGACGGGCCCAUCGACGUCGGCACUUUUACCCGCGGUGCUCUGCGGAAGCUGGGCGAGGUGAGGGUGACCAGGUCUCUCUUCGACGUCGUGGACGAGUUUCCGAUGCCAGAGAAUCUGGGCCAUGUCAUGGAGCAGAUCGCGGGGCAGACGUACACCGACGUGCCGCCUGCUCUUCGCCCAGGCGCUGAGCUCCCCGAAGGCACCAAAUACUCCGUUGUCGUUGGUGGCAACGGCAACGGCGCCGCCGUCGCCGUCAAGAUCUACGCGUUCCAGAACCAGGUGCCCUUGAAGACCGCACAGGAGCUCGUGAUCGGGACUGGGCAUGCUCCAAUAACGAGAAAAGGCCCAUGGCUCCACAAGAAAACCCUGCAGUGGUUGCUUGAUCGCAUCCCUGGCCACCGCGUCGAUUGGGCAAGCGUGGAGGAGAAGCAACGGGCGAAACCGACAGACGGCGAAAAGAAGAGAUGGGAGGCCACGGACGAGGAGCUCGAAGAGGGCAUUGACUUCAUCAGCAAGCACGCGCCCGCCGUGAACGACAUGAACCAGCAGUGGCUCUUCAUUGAGAAGAACAUCAAGCCGAGCAGCGGGUCCAAGAUUGCGGGGUGGCCGUGGGCUAAAGUUGCUAACGCAAUGCACAACCGAGCGAAGGCAGCAACGGGGUGCGCCAAGGUUGAGCGCUCGUUCCCCCUGUGCGUGUUCGACUUGCACCCGCUGUGGCCAGAAGUGUUGCUUCCGUGCAUCUUCCCGCUCCUAUCGCAGUUUGGACUCCUCUUCUUUGGCUUGCCUGGCAUCGGCAAGACGCCCACUUUCGUCGUGCUCGCCAUGGCCAUGGGCCGCUACACUGCGGCGCGCUCGGGCGGUAAUCUACUCCCUGGAUGGCGCCGCAGCAAGUCGAUGGACGGCUUCAAGUCCAGCCAGGGGACAGCGUCCGAGGGCACUCUCCUCGACGACCCUGGCAUGUGGCAUCUCUCGAUCGAUGACCUGAAGUCCUUCUUGGACACCUUCGCCAGGGCCAGGUACAACGACGCCAAGUUCGUGAAGAACUCAGUGCGGUGCUUGGCGGAGAAUGAGUUCGAUGAGAAGGGCGAGCCGCCCGCGGAUGACCGAACCAUUAUCACCGCGGCCGAGGCUGAGAAGCUGUUCAUGAAGCCGUUCUCGGGGUGGAAGCAGGCGCGUGUCCUCGCGGUGCUCAGGCGCGCCGUCGCGUGCGUCGCUGGUCGCCACUCCAUGUACCUUCGCUUCCCCAGCAGCGACCCCGACGCGGUGGUCCACCGCAUCAGCUUCGACAACAUCGAGAAGGACUGGUUGCGCGACAAGCAGUACUGGGGCAAUGACAACAAGAAGUACUACAACCUCUACAAGCAGGGCAUGGAGGUGUUCCACGACAACUUCGACGAGCAGUUGCAGAGGGAGCAGGACUUGAUCGACCGCGCCGUGACCGCGCGCGGGGACAAGCUGGCCGACGCCUACGUCGCCGAGUGCAACGAGUCCUUGCAGGCCAAGCUGCUCUCCGUCAUGGAGUUGUCCUCCAGGCUGAGCGCGGCGCCGCCGCGCCCCGAGGCCGAGGCCGGCGACGGGGCCUCCAUGCUCAGCGCGGCGCCGCCUAGCCCCGAGGCCGAGGCCAGCGGCGGGGCGAUCGCUCUCCACGUGCGCCCAGAUGGAGACGGGAGUUACGCGUUCCCGACGGGGCCGCCGGUACCGCGCACCAGCACCAAGCGCAGCCGGUGCCGCAUCGACGGCGUGGGGGCGAGGGAGGUGCGUCCGAAGGGCUCCCCGCCGUCGCUUGUCGAGGGCCAGCCCGACAUCCUGGCCGCGGAGCUGGGGGCGAUGCUCGAGGCCGAGGGCUUGGCCACGCAGCCUGGCGUCGAGGCAAGCCCGCAGGCAUCUGGCGAUUUCUUCGGCUCGAGCGCGCUGCGCUUGCCAUCUCUGCAGGCGCCGCGGCCGCGCGGCGGCGGGGGCGCCCUUGGCCAUGGCGCCGAGCAAGCGCCAUCGCUGCAGCUGCUGGGCGAGUCGUGGGCACACCGUGAGCGACGUGCCCGCCGAAAGCCGUUCAAGAAGUUUGCGCGCCAGCGCCUCCUCAAGUUUGCACUCGGCUACGGCCCCAGCGAGAAGCGCGCCAUCGCAUUGCAGGCGUGUUCGCGCGGGGCCGAAGGCUCGGUUGCAGCCCGCGAGGAGCUGGUCCAAGCGGGCUUCCUCGCUCGGGCAACUCUUCGCUGCCCGACAUGCGCGAGGGGAUACCUUUCGGACGCCCCGUGCAGUCGGGCCAGGGGCGGUGCCACCAACAAGGACUUGCUCUACUUCCGCUGCAACGAUUGGGGGUGCCACUGCUACCACAGCGUCAUGAAGUUCUCGAAGAUCCCGUACAAGCUGAUCGGGCAAUUGAGCUGCGUCCAGCUGAGGUCGCUCCUCGAAUCCUAUACGGACGCGGCGGGCCAGGGCAGCGCCAGCGCGCGGAAAGCUGCAAAGUCGGCAUACUGCGGGUGCAAAGUCGCGUACCGCCUGUACAGGUAUCUGCGCGGCUUGGAGGCGGACGCAGGGGACAAGGAGAACGAGUCGAUGCAGCUCGGCGGGGAGAUCGAGCCCAUCCGCAACAUCGAGGGCGACGGCACGCUGGCCAGGAAGAUCAGGGUGAGCAGCAAGAGCACGACGUGGCGGACCGAGAUCGCAGAGGCGAAGAAGAGGACGAUCGCAUACCUGAGGCUGAAGGCAUGCAGGGCGAGAUCGCCGUCUGCAAGCUCGAGAGCCAGACACUACAUGGUCCACGUCCGCUACGUGGGGCUUUGUGAGCGAGGUGGCAGGGUGACCGUUGCCCCACUUCCUGUCCGCGUGGUGCCGCCUGGCACGGCGCAGCCGCCCGAGGCGCAGGACGAGGUUCUCAAGUCGGGCAUCAUGAACAGACUGGUGAGGAAGAAGAAGGUGUUCCUCUUCUCCGACGGCGCACUGGCCUGGCCCAAGAUCGUCGAGCAGCAGAACAAGGCAGGCCGCAACAUCGCGCUGUCGGCGGUGGUGCACCAGAAGCGGCAGUACACGAAGCUCAUCGCCAAAAAGAAGAGGGGGCAGUCCCGCCUGGCUGGCACGCAGGCAAUGGACUCACGGUGGAAGUACAUGAAGUCGUACAUUCCGCGGACCCUGAAGGCCGCCAAGGGUCGCGCCGUGAACCCUGAGCUGCGCACAUACACCAUGUCGUGGCAGUGGAGGCAGAACUUGGCAUGCACGGGCGCCGCGCUGUAG
Molecule: messenger RNA, 3358 nt
Organism: Prorocentrum cordatum
Lineage: Eukaryota; Dinophyceae; Prorocentrales; Prorocentraceae
Source: the annotation of a GenBank genome assembly